GCGUGCCGAACCGACUGACAGGCGAGUGUGUAGCGGUGGGUUUAUCGCGCGCCGGCUGUGCGCUGCUUCGUGCUCGCUUCGGGCCGAUACCGGCGCGACGAACCGCGGCAAGUGGUGGGGCACAGCGCGCCGGCUGCACCAUUGCAUGGCUGCAGUCUGCAACGUGCAGUUCUCCUGCGAGUGGCUCUUCGGUCAUUUCAAAGCGCGGCUGCUUUUGUGCGGCAAGCGCAAGCAAUCGCCGCUUGUCUAAGGGACACCCACGCUUUAAUAUUUCGCAGCUUCGUGUCACCCCUUCUUACAAACUGCUAGUAUUGUAUUCUUCUCAUUGUAUUGCACAUCCUUUUAUUCCACACCACUUGUAUACGGACUCCUGUCAUUACUACAUGCAGAAAAUCUAAAUAAAAAUGCUUUACUUUUAAGUAGAUAUUUAAAGGAGAGAAACGUCCGCACCUCAUCGUUUCUCCAUCAUGGCUCAACAAACCGAACGUGAUCUACUAGAAGCCGUCCGUAAGUCGCUGACUGAAUAUGGAGUCAUGGGCCACUUUAAGGCGGAGAUGCGCGCGUCCGUAAUGAAUAUCUUGAAUAAAAACACUGAGCGCCAGGUGCCCCCCGAUAUGCCCGAAGAGACCAAGCUGCUCAACGAGCUGAUCCGUGAGUACCUCGCUUGGAACGGGUACAUGUAUUCCGAGCAAGUGCUUGGUGUCGAGUCCGGAGACAAUGACACUACGAUGAGACGUGAACAGCUCGCCUCCAAGCUGGGGGUUCUCGACGAUCGCAAGACUCAAAAAAUUCCCCUGCUAUACUACAUUUUAUCGUCCUUCCAAAAUGACAAACAAUAAAUAAAACUCAUGUUUUGAUUGUCCUAAA
Molecule: messenger RNA, 867 nt
Organism: Dalotia coriaria
Lineage: Eukaryota; Metazoa; Arthropoda; Insecta; Coleoptera; Staphylinidae
Product: centrosomal protein 20
Exons: 4
Coding region: 468-839 (123 amino acids)
Biological process (GO): microtubule anchoring
Cellular component (GO): microtubule organizing center
Molecular function (GO): protein binding
Source: RefSeq, a predicted model, not a curated record